Molecule: messenger RNA, 984 nt
Organism: Quercus lobata
Lineage: Eukaryota; Viridiplantae; Streptophyta; Magnoliopsida; Fagales; Fagaceae
Exons: 2
Coding region: 1-984 (327 amino acids)
Molecular function (GO): zinc ion binding; nucleic acid binding
Source: RefSeq, a predicted model, not a curated record
AUGGCGACAGAUGCUAAUAAUAAAAUUUAUCCAGUAGCCUUCGCCGUUGUCGAGAGCGAGAGCACAGAGACUUGGGGUUGGUUCUUGGCUUGUAUAAGAACGGCAGCAAGUGCUACCCAGGAGCGAAAGUUCAAUACCACCUUCGAGUUAAUUGAGAAUGUCAACCGGGAUGCGCACCAAUAUCUAAAGGAUGUGCCCAAAGAGAAAUGGGCUCUAAGUUUUGACAAGGGUUAUCGUUAUGGGGCAAUGACGACAAACGUCUCUGAGUGCUUCAAUGGUUUUCUAAAGGGUGCUCGUAGCUUGCCCAUUACGGCAAUGGUGAAAUACACAUGGUUCAAAUUGAAUUCUUACUUCGAUGAUCGUCGCAAUAAGAGCAUAGCACAGUCAAAUUCGGGACAAAAAUGGACUAAAUAUGCCUUGCAUAUCUUCAUGAGAAAUAAGGCGAAGGUGGAGCGUCAUAGGGUGACAAGAUUGAGCGCGCAACAACAAUCAUAUCAAGUAGAUACACCGCAUAAUCCAGAGAGUGCUGGACAUGGGGAUCACACACAUGGAGUUAAUUUGUUGCAAAGAAGUUGCACAUGUCAAAAAUGGAAGUUGUACAAGAUACCAUGUUCACAUGUCAUUGCAGUUUGUAUUAGGUAUCGACAUGAUGCAGAGCAAUACAUUGACCCAUGCUAUAGCGUGGAUGCACUGUUUCGGAGCUAUGCUCCCAUUUUCCCUGCGUUGAAAGAUAGAUUAUCAUGGCCGGAUCCUGAAGAAACUCGAAGGGUCCUCCCUAACCCCCGAUUGAUUCGAGAGAAAGGCCGCCCUGUCUCAACACAAAUCAGGAAUGAGAUGGACGAGAGUGGGAGACGGCCGAGAACCACACCGUGGAAGGAGGGGGGGAGGAAGGUGCAAUGCGGGUUGUGUGACCAAAAGGGGCAUAACCGAAGAACAUGCCCUAAGCGGAAUGAGGUACCGACAAGUGGUGGUGUCGCAGACUAG